AAUGAUAAAACUUCAAAAACUGAAACAACUCAGAUUUUGAACUAACCUUCUAUUUGUGACUGCUUAGAAGUUCAUUCUUUUGUGUACAAUUUCAGUUUAUUAUUUGCACACAGUUUCGGUUUGACUAGUACAUGAAGUUUUCCUUGAUCGAUUGUUCAGUGUGAUGGCCACUUAUGAAUGCUUUGUGAUCACUACUUAGAUUGUAGAAAUUUGUCGUAGCACAGUUACCAUGCUUCAAAGGUUUGAAAGGCUCAAACAAGCUAUAUCGAAACCUCGAAUUGUUUGCCGGAAACUGUUUUGUUCUUUCAGGGACGGAUGAAUUUCGUACGAGAGUAUUUCUUUGAAGGAUCAUGCUUUGUGAUGAUUACUUGUGAUUGUAGAAAUUUAUCGUAGCAUGGUUACCAUGCUUCAAAGGUCGGAAAAGCCCCAAACAAGCUAUAUCCAAACCUCAAAUUGUUGCCGGAAACUGUAUUGUUCUUUCAGAAGUUUAUCAUAGCACAGUUAUCAUGCUUCAAAGGUCUAAAAGGCUCGAACAAGCUGUAUCCAAACCUCAAAUUGUUGGCUGAAAACAGUAUUGUUCUUUCAGAAAUUUAUCGAAGCACGGUUACCAAGCUUCAAAGGUCUGAAAGGCUCGAACAAGCAAUAAGUAGUUGUGACCAGAGUAUACUUGCAAUGCGUUACUCGGAUUCGAUUCCGAUAACAAGUAGUUGACCGAUGCAUAUGGAGAUGCUGUUGUAGAACCUGUAAGACGAGCCACCUCUACCUGACUCCCCGACCCCUGACCCAGAUCAGGGACCAGAAACCGAGCGGCAGGACGCGAGACGCCGAGUUCCUCGUCCUUUUUAUAUCUCUCCGGGCCGCAGAAGCUCCGAGCUCUCUCCGCGCCAUCGACGACCGGGAGGAACGAAGAGGAACGUGAUCCAGCUCUCGCGAUCAGAUCCGACCGACCAUGAGUCUCUUCGGUCUCGGACGGAACCAGCGGACUUUUCGACCAAAGAAGAGUGCCCCUUCUGGGAGUAAGGGGGCCCAACUCAGGAAGCAUAUUGAUGCAACAUUAGGUAGUGGGAACCUAAGGGAAGCAGUGAAGCUUCCACCUGGUGAAGACUUAAACGAGUGGCUAGCUGUCAACACUGUCGAUUUCUUCAAUCAAGUGAAUUUGCUUUAUGGCACACUGACAGAAUUCUGUACACCAGAGAAUUGUCCGACAAUGACUGCAGGGCCAAAGUAUGAAUAUCGAUGGGCGGAUGGUGUCCAAAUAAAGAAACCUAUUGAAGUCUCAGCCCCAAAGUAUGUUGAGUACCUGAUGGAAUGGAUUGAAGUUCAGCUCGAUGAUGAAUCUAUUUUUCCUCAAAAGCUUGGAACACCUUUCCCUCCAAACUUUAAAGACGUUGUCAAGACAAUAUUCAAGCGGUUGUUCCGUGUUUAUGCCCACAUUUACCAUUCACAUUUUCAGAAGAUUGUCAGCCUCAAGGAAGAGGCACAUCUCAACACCUGCUUCAAGCAUUUCAUUCUCUUCACUUAUGAGUUUGGAUUGAUCGACAAGAAGGAACUCGCCCCGCUGCAGGAGCUAAUUGAGUCCAUCAUUGUUCCAUAUUAAUUUGCUGCUAAUCUUAAACACCUACAUAAAUAAAUCUUCUUGUAAUCUUAAUUUCCCUGCUAAGUUUCCCUUAAGUGAAGUUUGUUGAUGGUAUAUUGUGAGCCUAUUACAAACAUUAAUGAACACUAAUAUGAUUUUGUAACACAUUUGGCUGAGACAACCUCAAUUUAGCUGAAUUUUUGAUGUUC
Molecule: messenger RNA, 1785 nt
Organism: Zingiber officinale
Lineage: Eukaryota; Viridiplantae; Streptophyta; Magnoliopsida; Zingiberales; Zingiberaceae
Product: MOB kinase activator-like 1A
Exons: 11
Coding region: 950-1597 (215 amino acids)
Biological process (GO): positive regulation of protein phosphorylation; signal transduction
Cellular component (GO): cytoplasm; nucleus
Molecular function (GO): protein kinase activator activity
Source: RefSeq, a predicted model, not a curated record